Molecule: messenger RNA, 7402 nt
Organism: Colossoma macropomum (tambaqui)
Lineage: Eukaryota; Metazoa; Chordata; Actinopteri; Characiformes; Serrasalmidae
Product: adhesion G protein-coupled receptor L3-like
Exons: 23
Coding region: 519-5066 (1515 amino acids)
Biological process (GO): adenylate cyclase-activating G protein-coupled receptor signaling pathway; cell surface receptor signaling pathway; brain development
Cellular component (GO): axon; cell-cell junction; membrane
Molecular function (GO): carbohydrate binding; G protein-coupled receptor activity
Source: RefSeq, a predicted model, not a curated record
GAGACAGAAGAGGAAGGCGUGAUGGCACGAGAGCGAGCGCGCGAGAGAUGCGGAUCUGCCCCAGGACGCGCGUAGACAAACGGACGCACGGGAUAUACGCGGACGCGCUUUCCUACACCCUCAGGGGGCACUGAGGGAGAAAUCACCCCCCAGCACCCUCCGGGAGCGCGAGGUGGCAUUUGGAAGCAGGGGCAGAUAGACUGGCUUUAGCCUCCCCGGAUCGCCGGUGGCGCGCGCGCGCGGAGGAGGCGGCGGGACUGUGGAGCGAGCUUUUCCCCGCUGGAUCUCGACGGUCACUCGGAUAUUGAAGAGAGAGAACGUCUUUCUGACCUUGAGGUGCUCCAGGUUUACCCACCUGUAACACUGUAGGAGAACACACUUUGUCAGGUGAAGACAUAGUGGCUUACAGCAGUCCAGAACUCUGGCCGUGUCCAAUCCUGUCUAACAAACCCAACUUCACACUUUCUCAUCUAGCAGAAAGGGCCAUCUUCACUAACAUCGGUCAGCGGGGAGGGGUCAUGUGGGCACUACGGAUGCUCCUAUUGGCCAGCCUGCUGGGGCCUGCUGCUCUGGCGUUCGGCCGUGCUCCGGUGCCGAUGGCGGUGGUCCGGAGGGAGCUGUCCUGUGAGAGUUAUCCCAUCGAGCUGCGCUGUCCUGGCACUGACGUCAUCAUGAUUGAGAGCGCCAACUAUGGGCGGACAGAUGACAAAAUCUGCGACGCUGACCCUGCGCAGAUGGAGAACACGCGCUGCUACCUGCCUGACGCUUACAAGAUCAUGAGCCAGAGGUGUAAUAACAGGACUCAGUGUGCGGUGGUUGCUGGACCAGAUGCUUUUCCUGACCCCUGCCCUGGAACCUACAAAUACCUGGAGGUCCAGUAUGAGUGUGUCCCAUACAAAGUGGAACAGAAAGUCUUCCUGUGCCCUGGCCUGUUGAGAGGAGUGUACCAAAGUGAGCAUCUCUUUGAAUCAGACCACCAGUCGGGCGCCUGGUGCAAAGAUCCCCUGCAAGCUUCGGAGAAGAUCUACUACAUGCCCUGGACACCUUAUCGCACAGAUACCCUCACCGAAUAUUCCAGCAAGGAGGAUUUUGUGGCUGGCCGUCCCACCACCACUUAUAAGCUUCCUCACCGGGUGGACGGCACAGGAUUUGUGGUCUAUGAUGGGGCACUUUUCUUCAACAAGGAGCGCACCCGGAAUAUCGUCAAGUUUGAUCUUCGGACUCGCAUCAAGAGCGGAGAGGCCAUCAUCGCCAGCGCCAACUACCACGAUACUUCACCCUACCGUUGGGGAGGGAAGUCCGACAUUGACCUUGCAGUGGAUGAAAAUGGCCUUUGGGUGAUUUACGCCACAGAAUCCAAUAAUGGACGCAUUGUGAUCAGCCAACUCAACCCCUACACCCUCCGGGUUGAAGGUACCUGGGAUACGGCCUAUGACAAGCGCUCGGCCUCCAAUGCCUUCAUGAUCUGUGGAAUCCUCUAUGUUGUCAAGAGUGUCUACGAGGAUGAUGACAGCGAGGCCACAGGCAACAAGAUUGACUACAUCUACAACACAGAGCUGGGCAAGGAUGGAUACCUGGACAUCCCGUUUCCCAACUCCUAUCAGUACAUCGCAGCUGUGGACUAUAAUCCCAGGGACAACCUGCUCUACGUCUGGAAUAAUUACCAUGUGGUCAAGUACUCGCUGGAUUUUGGAGCACUGGACAGUCGACCAGAGUCUUCUUCUUCCGUUCACAUCUUGAUGGACACCACGACCACCAGGACCACCACUCGCCCCACCACGGUCUCCAUGACGACCACGACAACCACCACUACCACCAUGACCACCAAAACCACCACCACAAAGGCUCCAGCGCUGACCACCGCUGUCCCACGUAGUACCACCACGGAGCUCCAGCCUGCAGGGGGCGCUGUCCCAGAGUCCAGCACUCGCCCCCCACCCUCCUCCAUACUGCCCAACGUCGCUGUGGAGUUCUGUAAUCCCACUGUGGAGGCAGAGCUUACCUGGCCCAAAACACGGCAAGGCCUGGUUGCAAUGCAGCCGUGUCCUGCUGGAACUAUAGGCACUGCUUCGUUUGCCUGUUUGGGACCUGAAGGAUUGUGGGACCUGCAGGGACCAGAUCUCAGCAACUGCACUUCGGCCUGGGUCAACAUCAUCAACCAAAAGAUCAAAGCUGGAGAGCCGGCGGCCAUCAUCUCUCGAGAGCUUUCAGAGCAGACCAAAAGCCACGUCCAUGCGGGGGAUGUCACCUACACGGUCCAGGCGCUGGGUCAGCUGGUGGAGCUGCUGGACGUCCAGCUCCGAAAUCUGACCCCCGGAGGCAAAGACAGUGCUGCCCGCAGCCUUAAUAAGGCGAUGGUGGAGACGGUGAAUAACUUGCUGCAGCCUCAGGCGCAGUCGGCCUGGAAAGAGCUUUCGGCCAGCCAGCAGCUCCGCGCCGCCACCAUGCUGCUGGACACGGUGGAGCAGGGCGCCUUCGUGCUAGCCGAUAACCUGCUGAAGACAGACGUGGUCCAGGAGAACACCAACAACAUCCAGUUGGAGGUGGCUCGGAUGAGCACAGACGGAAAUCUGCCUGACCUGAAGUUUCCUCAGACGGGAGACCAGAGCAACUCCAUUCACCUGUCUGCCAACACCCUGAAGCAGCACGGCAGGAACGGUGAGAUCCGCAUGGCGUUUGUGCUCUAUAAGCACCUGGGCACGUACCUGUCCACUGAAAACGCCAGCAUGAAGUUCAGCAACGAAGCCCUCGGUACCAACUACUCCGUCAUCGUCAACUCACCCGUCAUUACAGCCGCCAUUAACAAAGACAGCAACAAGGUUUACCUGUCCGACCCCGUCAUAUUCACUGUCCGCCACAUACAGCAGUCGGAGGAGAACUUCAACCCCAACUGCUCUUUCUGGAGCUACUCCAGACGCAGCAUGACGGGCUUCUGGUCCACGCAGGACUGCCGCCUCCUCGGCACCAAUCGCACUCACACCACCUGCUCCUGCACUCACCUAACAAACUUCGCUGUGCUCAUGGCCCACGUGGACGUCAAGAACGCUGACCCGGUGCAUGACCUCUUGCUGGACGUGAUCACGUGGGUGGGGAUUUUACUCUCCCUCGUCUGUCUGCUCAUCUGCAUCUUCACCUUCUGCUUCUUCCGGGGCCUGCAGAGUGACCGCAACACCAUCCACAAGAACCUCUGCGUCUCACUCUUCAUUGCUGAAACACUCUUCCUAACAGGCAUCAACCGCGCUGACCAGCCCAUUGCCUGUGCGGUGUUUGCGGCCCUGCUGCACUUCUUCUUCCUGGCGGCGUUUACCUGGAUGUUUCUGGAGGGUGUUCAGCUCUACAUCAUGCUGGUGGAGGUGUUUGAAAGCGAACACUCAAGGAAACGUUAUUUUUACCUGACCGGAUACGGCAUCCCUGCGCUCAUAGUGGCCGUUUCUGCUGCAGUGGACUACAGGAGCUACGGGACGGAGAGAGUGUGCUGGUUGCGUCUGGACACGUACUUCAUCUGGAGUUUUAUAGGGCCUGCCACCCUCAUCAUUAUGCUGAACGUCAUCUUCCUGGGCAUCGCUCUCUACAAAAUGUUCCAUCACACGGCCAUACUGAAGCCUGACUCCGGCUGCCUGGACAACAUCAAAUCGUGGGUGAUCGGUGCUAUAGCUCUGCUGUGUUUGCUGGGUCUGACCUGGGCGUUUGGUCUGAUGUACGUGAACGAGAGCACAGUGAUCAUGGCCUAUCUCUUCACCAUCUUCAACUCUCUACAGGGCAUGUUCAUCUUCAUCUUCCACUGCGUCCUGCAGAAGAAGGUGCGUAAAGAGUAUGGAAAGUGUUUGCGGACUCAUUGCUACAGUGGAAAGAGUGUGGACUCAUCUAUGGGAUCCAGCAAAAGCUCCGCCUCCCGCGCACCUGGGCGCUACUCGAGCAGCUCGCAGAGUCGUAUCCGUCGGAUGUGGAACGACACAGUGAGGAAACAGUCUGAAUCGUCCUUCAUCACUGGAGACAUCAACAGCUCAGCCACCAUCAACAGAGGUGCUAUGGCCAACCAUCUCAUCUCAAACGCUCUCCUGCGACCGCACGGCUCAAACAACCCCUAUAACACUUUAGUAGGGGAUUCGGCCGUGUAUAACAACCCACCACUCAGCAUGUACAACACGCAAGAGGGAAUUCUGAACAAUGCCCGGGAUACAAGUGUCAUGGAUACUCUACCACUGAAUGGUAACCACGGCAACAGCUACAGCCUGGCUGGCGCGGACUAUGUGAGCGACUGCGUGCGGAUUAUUGAGCGCGGCUUCGGCGGGCCACACCCAGAGACCACGCUGGAGAAGCGCAUCCUCAAAGAGCUGACUUCCAACUACCUGCCCUCUUACCUGAACAACCGUGAGCGCUCGGCCGAGCACAGCCGCAACCUCGUCAACAAGCUGGUCAACAACGUCGGAAACGUGGCGCACGUGAGCAACAUGAGCCACGUCAGCAAUCUCACUAACCUUAGCAACAACGGUAGCAUCCGAGGCAAAGAUUCAUCUGUUUUGCCUGUUGAUCUCGCACUAGACCUGGAUGACUCUCCGGCUUUCGUGCCGGAUGAGGGUCUGGGCCUGGAGCUGAUCCGCGAGGAGUCAGAUUCGGAUGCACCGCUGUUGCCACGACAGCGCCCCUCCCUUCCCGCCCAGUCCCUCUCAUCUUUUGGCCCUGGCUCUGCCCCUUCCGCCUCCCGCCGGCUCCUCCCUCAGGAGAACAGUGAGAGUUUUUUUCCUCUCCUGACGGAAGAACAGCGUGAAGAGACGCCCGAGCCCCAGAGAGACUCAUCUGAGUCACCCGAGUCGCGGCUGGAUGCCCGCACGCUGCCCAGAGGAGGCGGAGAAGGGCACACGCAUGCUGAGCCUGAUGAUGUGUACUACAAGAGCAUGCCCAACCUGGGCUCACGGAACCACCUGCACCAGCUGCACUCUUACUACCAGCUAGGCCGUGGCAGCAGCGAUGGCUUCAUCGGUCCUGCGAGCAACAAGGACGAAGCGUCUUCUUCUUCAGCCGACGGAACGCCGCAGGAGCCCCCCCACCUUGUCACCAGCUUAUAGAGCAGUUUAGCGGUCACUAAACCCUGGUCCUGGAGAUCUACCUUAUUGCAGAAUCUAGUUCCAACUUAAAUCUGACUCUGAUAGUCGACCAAUUCAUGCUCUCUUAUUUGAUUUAUCCGUGCUUUGCCCACAAAUGCAUUUUUUCAUAGCUACUGUUACAACAGAUGUUUUCCGUAGUUGGACUUUGCUCAUGCUGAACAGAAUUUUUGCCAAAGUUCUAUAAAGCUUGUCAAAGUUUUCAACAUUCUAUGAAAGAAUGCAUUUAUGGGCCGAGCAUGUCAGUUGAGUUGCAUCAUUCGGCAGCAGAUGUUAGCCAGCUAGGUAGCUUACUUGCUCCAUUAGCUAGCUAGCUGAGGUGUUAGCUAACAGUAAUGGUAAGGCAAAGGUUUGUUAGCCAAAAUGAUAUAUUUCAGAGAAGGGAAGCCGCAGUUACAUUAUUUCAUUUAAAAUGACAUAAAAACGAAUGACUUAAUCACACUUAAUCAGUGUGUAUGCUAGCUAACUAGCUAACAUGACUGUGAAGGUAGAUAAACCUUUGUUACUUUGAAGGAGAAGUGUGCAGCUGCAAAAACUUGGGCUUCUUUUGCCAAACCUGGCACUUCACACAGUUAAUCUCCAAAGAACACAAUGAUGUUUUUAGUCUUUGAUUGGCUAGAUUGGGUGCGUUAGCCUUAGAUUUGUUAGAUGUGGGUUGGAAGUAACCUCUGCAGACAAAGUGUAUCUUCAGGGGGAGGGUUGGUGACCACUGGUGCAUCGAUGCAAGCGCAACAUACAACCACCAGCUCCCUCUUCACAAACACACACACACACACCGUUCUGACUCCCGUGACUCAUACCGAAGCCCCCUUCUCCUCGCGUGGUCUCCUUUGCUUUCCUGUACCGGUCCCUCGUCCGCAGUCGUAGACAUUUCUUGUAUGUGUUCUCGUGAAAUCGGAAAAACGAGGAAAAAAAACAAUGAAAAACUCUGAUUUUUGUAUUUGAAUUUAGAGAGGAUUGGACGAUUGUGGGUAUCUGGACGCAGACAUGGAUCGGACGUUCUUUGCAGACUCUUUAACAAGGGCAGCGAUUUCCCACGGUGGACUGGACCCCUCAUGGAUUAAUGUAUUAUUUAGUCGGUCGAGAGAUAAACUGUUCGCGUUCGUGCGUCCCAAAGGAUUUACAAAAACACAGUCAGAAACAUUUCUACUACUGACGCAGUGCAUAGACUCGGCAGCAGUCGAAUCAGAUGGAGGAGACACUGAAAAAGACUAUUUUAAUACACUUCUUUAUCUGACAUUUUGCUUUUUAAAUGUUUUUUCUUCCUGUCCGAUGAGGUCGGUACACUUUGCUGCAGUAGUCCCGAUAAGUGGAGUGAAAGGCCGGAGGUUUUGGAAAACGCGUCGCAAAAAAGGAUGACUUUAUCACACAACAUGCCGUAGAGCAUAUUUUUUGUUUUCCGUUUUUUGCUGUAUUAAUAACAAAUAUUAAAAAGUGGAGACAAAAAAACUAAUAUCAGAGAAUUAUAAGAUAUUUCUAUGUAAGUGUACAGCUACUAGCAAUUGAACAGUCUGCUUUUAUUUUUCCGUCUCUCCGUAAGCGUGGUGAUUUAGAAUCGGUUUUCGGUCUGGACUUCAAUCCCGCUCUCAUCUUCUCUUCCUUUGUUUUUUUCUUUCUUUUACGAUUCAGUAUGAACAGCAGCAGCAAAUAAAAUCACAGAAAAAAAAGUUAAAAAAGCAAAAAUAAAAAAAGUCCAUGUAACCACCAAUGAUUUUUUUCCCCCUCUGUGACUUUUUCUCAUUGUUUCUGAAAAAAUAAUUCAUUUUCCGACUGAGUUUCUUUAAUGUGUAGAUAUAGGUGAUAAUAAAAAGGAAACGUUUGGAAAAAUGUUGCCAUUCUGAGGGCAAAAGUCCAAAUUCCUCACGAAUUUGACAGCAGAGGAAGACUCCAGUGAUGAUAAAAAAGAAUGAUCUCCAUGUUGAUAAUGCACUAGGCACUUGUAUAAAAAUGAUGGGGAGGUUGUACUCAUUAAAGAUCGAUGUUUGGAGUGAGAAAACUGCAAACCCGUCUGUGUGUGUUUUCAUUCCAGCUGGGCCAGUAGAAGACGGUUAUUUAUUUCAAUCAACAAACACAAAGAGGAGGGAAAAUAAAAGAAAAAAAAAACUAUCAGCGAAAUGUCCGCCGCUAAAAUUAGCCACACACAUUAUAGUUUUUACCAUCGCAAAGGUGAUCAUGGAUUUUAUUUAUUCUUUUAUUUUUUUCUUUUGUAUUGAUUUUUGAAGUUGAAUGACCUCCUAACUAAUAUUUGUUGUAACAGUGAAACUUGUUUGCCAACAAAUAAAUUACUGAUUAAGACUGAA